This is a messenger RNA of Drosophila navojoa, 799 nucleotides long. RefSeq lists its product as uncharacterized. NCBI's taxonomy places the organism in Eukaryota, Metazoa, Arthropoda, Insecta, Diptera, Drosophilidae. The record is from RefSeq and is a predicted model, not a curated record.
UUCCGAAAGCAAUAAGUAGUUGAAAUUAUAUAAUCGAUAAUGUACUCUGGAAAAAAGAAACGUUAUGCAAAAGGCGAGGCAGAAAAUUCGCCUUUUACCGUCAAUACUCCACAUUCAAAAUGGAAUCGUAAUGUGCUCAAGCAAGUGCACCUUGAUGACAGCGACUACGAAUUCGAUAUGGACGACUAUCAGGCCCUGGGCACCGCUAGGCACUAUAAGGUUUUGGAUAUAUUGAACAAGACAAAUCGUUUGGGUUAUAUGGCCGAGGAUGGCAAUGGUGAUGUUAGCGAUUCUGAAUUCGUGGAAAAGAUCAAUCCUCCGUUGAGAGUGAUGCCGCGGAUUCGUAUGCACAGUCAAAGGGAAAGUCAUCGUAAUAGGCCUAGUGGCACUCGCCAGAUCGCCCGAAAGAUGGUGGAAUUCAUGGUCGAAUAUCCUCCAAUAAGGCCCAAGGCCAAGGUAUUGCGCCGCGUGCCACUCAAAUGUGAGAAACACUUUAAGAAAUUGAGCAAGCUCAUUGCUCGUGGACGUAAAUCACCCAAGGUGCUACCGGAACCUCUACCGGCUUUGACUUAUAUAAACGACCAUGUCGUCGAGCUGUUUGGCAUGCUUUCUUUACUAUUUAUAACAGCAUUAUUGUUCCUGAGCUAUAUGUACUGCAAGCCUCGCAAGCUCUCAUUUUUUCAUCGUCUGUUGCGUUUGAUAAUUUAUUAUAUUUAUGAUAAUUCUUGUUAUGAUCGUAGCUACUUUUAGGCCUAUCUGUAAAAUUUUGAUGGUCUAAAUAAAUGCAUGCAAAAUUAUC